Ahaetulla prasina is the source of this 1541-nucleotide messenger RNA. RefSeq names its product uroporphyrinogen decarboxylase (gene UROD). The coding region runs from base 88 to 1233 and encodes 381 amino acids. The record is from RefSeq and is a predicted model, not a curated record. Gene Ontology annotation, biological process: heme biosynthetic process. Gene Ontology annotation, molecular function: uroporphyrinogen decarboxylase activity. NCBI's taxonomy places the organism in Eukaryota, Metazoa, Chordata, Lepidosauria, Squamata, Colubridae. The transcript has 11 exons. Gene Ontology annotation, cellular component: cytosol.
GAGAGGUUGCUGUUUUUUUCUUCUUUUGGUAGGCAGCAGGGCGGGAAAAAGACACGCACCGCCGCGUAGAGGGCAAGAUGGAAAAGAAUGGGAUGGUCGUAUGGUGAUGUAGGUUGGAAAGGGUGCCCAAGGUGCCUGAAGUUCAGUCCUACAGGGUUUCCUGAAUUGAAAAACGACACUUUCUUGCGAGCAGCCUGUGGAGAAGAUACAAAAUACACUCCUGUUUGGUGUAUGAGACAGGCAGGAAGAUACCUGCCAGAAUUCCGUGAGACUCGAGCAGCUCAGGAUUUCUUUGCAACCUGUCGAUCACCAGAGACGUGCUGUGAACUCACGCUGCAACCUCUACGACGCUUUCCUUUUGAUGCUGCCAUCAUCUUCUCUGACAUCUUGGUGGUGCCUCAGGCACUGGGCAUGGAAGUGGUGAUGGUACCAGGAAAAGGGCCCACAUUUCCAGAACCACUAAAGGAAGUAGAGGACCUGCUGAAGCUUCGGCCGAAGGUUGAUGUGGCAACAGAACUGGGCUAUGUCUUCCAGGCUAUCACACUGACACGGCACAGAUUGGAAGGGAAGGUGCCUCUGAUCGGCUUCUCUGGUGCCCCAUGGACUUUGAUGUCCUAUAUGAUUGAAGGUGGUGGCUCCAACACGAUGGCCAAAGCCAAGGCUUGGCUCUACCGACAUCCUGAGGCCAGCUAUCGGCUGCUCACUUUAUUGACUGAUGUUAUUGUGGAAUAUCUGGUGAGACAGGUGGCUGCAGGUGCUCAGGCUCUGCAGGUUUUUGAGUCCCAUGCAGGACAUCUGGGGCCAGUGCAGUUUGCAGAGUUUGCCCUCCCAUUCAUUCGGUCCAUUGCGAAAGGUGUGAAGAAUAAGCUACAAGAAAAUGCUCUUCCUGCGGUGCCAAUGAUCAUCUUUGCUAAGGAUGCCCACUAUGCACUGGAGGAUUUGGCACAAUCUGGGUAUGAAGUAGUUAGCCUGGACUGGACAAUAUGUCCUCAAGAGGCUCGCAAGCGGAUAGGAAGAAACGUUACCUUACAAGGGAAUUUAGAUCCAUGUGCUCUAUAUGCAUCCAAGGAGAAGAUUGGGGAGUUGGUAAAAAGGAUGUUGGAAGGCUUUGGCUCCCAGCGUUACAUUGCCAACUUGGGUCACGGCCUCUAUCCUGACAUCAAUCCAGAACACGUAGGGGCUUUUGUGGAUGCCGUGCACAUGCAUUCUUCCAAUCUGAACAAAUGUUCUUAGAGACUCAGAGAAAACAGUCCUUAAGCAAAAAAGAAAAAAAGAAAAGAAAUGGAUCAUCUGCUAAGCAAAUGUAAUUAUUAUUGAGAGGUAACUUCCUGGAAAGGAUCUCGGUAUAAUUAGCUACAAAGGCUGCGGCAGGAACUGGCAAAAGGAACUGGGGAGUGCAGGAUUUUCACACAUAUGUUAUCUUCUUCGCAGUCUCUACUGUAGAAAAUGGAUUCAUUCUGAAACAUAUUUCCCCAACUGUGUACUUUUUAUCCCCAAUUACUCCUAUUGAUUACAAAACUAAUUUUGAGUGCCUCCAACAA